AUGCUAUCACCACGAGAAGUGGCCGAAGACGAGUCCAUCUUCCGCCCCGACGGGUUUAUCAAGUUCCCCCGUUCCGAUGGCGACCCGACCUACGGGCCACCCAACACUGCCAUCCCAUCUAAAAGUGACGCCGAAGUAAAUUACUAUCAUGUCUUCAAGCGCGAAGAAAGAAGGCAUGACACUUGGCGGGCAGCGCUCGGCGAACAACUGGCCCAGUACUUUAAGCUCGACACACUCUCCCGCGGCAAGGCCAAAUGGAAGUUAUACGAUUUCCCGGAGCAUUACUUCUUCACAGAGCAGCGCAAAGGCCCGGCAUACGAUCCGCGCACUGACCCAUACCUCUUCGGCAGCAACGCCCAUCGCUUCCGAUCCACCAAGGAAGCGCUUGACCACUUUGUCUGGCUCCUGCUCGACCCAGAAAUGAACGCGGCAAACUGUCGCUGCAAGUACUGCCACAAGGGGCCACGUGCUUCCACAGGCGGCGACGCCACACCCAAAAAAGCGGCUGGCGUCAAGCGCAAGGGAGAGCAUGUAAGCGCAUCCAGCGCUGCUCAGGUGAGCCGUCGCAGAAAGUCGCAAAACGCGGACGGCACCGAGGUGCAAGCUCUCACGUCGAUCGCGGUGCGCGGCGUCGACAUGAAGCGACUUGUGCCAGGCGACACGAUCGCGUCGGUCCCUCAACGAGAUCAGGAAAUGAUGCACCAGCUCAAACGUGGCGAAAAGGAGCGCUUCCGCGUCGGGGAGCUGGUCUGGUGCGUACUCGACCAGCCUGUCGUCGAUCCCACCGAGUCGACAAGGCAGAUUGCGUCGUGGCCAGCCGUGAUCCUCGACCCUGCGAUCGAGUUUACCACGAUGCUCGGGUACGCCCCCGACGACGAUGACGAAAAGACGAGUCUUGAAAUGGUGUCAGCGCCCAGGAGACUGGCCGAGUCACCACCUGUGCUCGGAAGUGCAGAUUCCAUCAAGCAGUCAAUGGCGUACCAGAUCACGUUCUUUGGCACCAUGGAGAAGGUCCGAGUGCCCGAAACCUCUUUGAUACCUUAUUUAGUCGGGUCCAUUCCCGAAGAAAUCAUCGAGAGCAGCAUGGGCACGCACGAGGAUCACGCCUGGCUUUUCAGAGACCACGAGUACCCGCAUCUCAACCUGGCGAGGCAGCCCGAUCUCAGCCCACCCAACUAUACCCAGGCGAUCGUGGCGCUCGGUUUCGCCAUCGAGGCAGCGGCGGUGCUGCGCAACCUAUACAAUCUGACGGAUGCCUAUUCAGGGUCGGACACCCCGCAGGGGGUUCUGCGCGAUUUGGGCGCGAGAGUGAACGUGGGCAAUGGAGACGGCCAGCCUGCUCCCGGUAUGCGCUACUUUCAAGGCAUGUAUUUCGGGCUGGAGCGCAUCUGGGUAGGCGACGUGGUGCGCCUCAAGCUGUCGAAAAGUGACAUUAAGAAGCUUCAGCAGCAGCUCAACGCGAUGCUGGUGGCCGACACGCAGUCGGGCGCACCGGAUGCGGUGGCAAUCAUUCUCGACGAAGACAGUUCGUAUGUGCUGCAGCUAGCGGCCAUUUACGAGGAUCCUCGAGCGCCCAAAACGGUGCGUGUAGCGGGCGAGAUCUACCAAAUCAUGCCGCAGGCCAAGUACGAUGCGGUCAAGGCCGAUAUUGAAGCAAGCGUCAAGCGACUCGAGGGGGAUGACAGUCUGGACGCGGCAGCGCGUCAGGAAGAGGCCAGGCAGUUGCAGGCGAGACUACCGCAGCCGAGCGUGCUGCACGGCAAGCCGGGAUUCCCACCGAUGCCACCGCUUCCGGCUGGAUUUGUGAUGGUCUCGCUCAGUGAUCGGCUACAGACACGCAUCCCGCGCGAGACGACGCUGACCAUUGGACACAUGGCGGGCAGGAUCUAUCCUUCGCUGGGAAUGCAUUCGGACGGGCCACGUGUAGCCGAGCAGAUCAAGCAGACGCCUGCGGACAAGAAGGUGGCAGCGGACGAGGACUCGCAUGUGGAACUGAGGGCGCGGCUGAGUGUGGCGGGUCUGCUGUCGGGCUGUGUCAAGGCGAUGCGGGGCAGCAGCGUGGCUACGUGGACGCGCACAGCGAGCUUCAAAGGUGCGCUGGCAGUAGCACGAGCGAAACUCAAGACCGUACUCCUAGGUGAAAUUGGUGACUCGGAAGAGGAGGCAGAGGAGAAGGUGGGCGCCUCGCCGGUUAAGGCUCCGGCCAAGAAGAAGAUGAAAACAGCAACUGCUGUUACAGCGGGUACCGAGAUGCCGAGCAAGGCUGGCACAGGUGCAGCAGCAGACGCGAAGUCUCGAAACGGCGCCGAGACGGUGAACGGGGCAGCGAUGCAAUCACAGGCGUCUUCAGGAGCGCAACACUCGACAGCGACAGCGCCAGCAGCCGCAGUGGCAGUCACACGGGAUGCGGGAAUGACUCCCAGCUCCGAAGACGACUCGCCCCUCCCUCCUGGUUGGGUUCCACGAAAGUCGAGAAACCUCGGCAGCUACUACUACGUCCACAUCGAGACGAAGAAGACGCAGUGGGAGAGGCCUACGGUCUGA
This is a messenger RNA of Sporisorium graminicola, 2544 nucleotides long. RefSeq lists its product as uncharacterized. NCBI's taxonomy places the organism in Eukaryota, Fungi, Basidiomycota, Ustilaginomycetes, Ustilaginales, Ustilaginaceae. The record is from RefSeq and is a predicted model, not a curated record. Gene Ontology annotation, cellular component: SHREC complex; rDNA heterochromatin. Bases 1 to 2544 code for a protein of 847 amino acids. Gene Ontology annotation, biological process: silent mating-type cassette heterochromatin formation. The transcript has a single exon. Gene Ontology annotation, molecular function: protein binding.